AUGGGUGUUCUGGAUCAUGUAUCUGAAAUGUUUGAUUGCUCUCAUGGACACAAGAUUAAAAAGCGCAGACAGUUGCAGACGGUUGAGAUCAAAGUGAAGAUGGACUGCGAAGGCUGCGAGCGCAAAGUGCGGCGUUCGGUGGAAGGAAUGAAGGGUGUGUCAUCUGUCUCACUGGAGCCCAAAGCCCACAAAGUCACUGUGGUCGGCUACGUCGAUCCCAACAAGGUGGUGGCCCGUAUGGCUCAUAGGACUGGUAAGAAGGUCGAGAUUUGGCCCUAUGUGCCCUAUGACGUCGUUGCUCAUCCUUACGCCUCCGGAGUCUACGACAAGAAGGCACCCUCGGGUUAUGUGCGAAGAGCUGAUGACCCUGGAGUCUCGCAGUUGGCUCGUGCUAGCUCCACCGAGGUCCGCUACACUACUGCUUUUAGCGAUGAGAAUCCAGCUGCUUGUGUGGUCAUGUGA
Messenger RNA from Eruca vesicaria subsp. sativa (arugula), 462 nucleotides. NCBI's taxonomy places the organism in Eukaryota, Viridiplantae, Streptophyta, Magnoliopsida, Brassicales, Brassicaceae. The record is from the annotation of a GenBank genome assembly.